Molecule: messenger RNA, 1365 nt
Organism: Penicillium lagena
Lineage: Eukaryota; Fungi; Ascomycota; Eurotiomycetes; Eurotiales; Aspergillaceae
Product: M20 family metallo-hydrolase
Exons: 3
Coding region: 1-1365 (454 amino acids)
Molecular function (GO): hydrolase activity, acting on carbon-nitrogen (but not peptide) bonds, in linear amidines
Source: RefSeq, a predicted model, not a curated record
AUGUCUCGUCGCCCAAGAUUCACCAGCGAACUCUCUGAGCUCGAAGUCUCACAGUUAAGGGCCAAUCAGGAGCGAUUGAUGAAGGAUUUACACCACAGUUGUCAAUGGGGAACAGGAGUAAAAUGGGGUAGCGACCCAACGGAAACGGGCAUGGCACGCCUCGCCUUGUCCCAAGAGGACAAGGAUGUUCGAGACUGGUUUGUUGCAAAGAUGAAACAGCUGCGAUGUAAUAUUACUGUUGAUGAGAUGGGCAACAUCUUUGCAGUGCGUCCGGGGCGUCGGACGGACGUCCCGGCCACAUUCAUUGGCAGUCACCUGGAUACACAACCAACAGGUGGAAGGUAUGAUGGUAUUCUAGGAGUCCUAGUAGGAAUUGAAGCACUCCAGGUGAUGGAUGAUCUUGGUCUUGAGUCCGAAGGAGGUAUUGGCGUGGUCAAUUGGACGAAUGAAGAGGGUGCUCGUUUUCCGAUGACCAUCAUCGCCUCAGGGGUAUGGGCGGGGAGCUGGUCCCUCUCCCACUGCCAUUCUCUCAAAGAGGUCCCUACAGUUGCCUCUCGUCCUAGUGCUACUUCUAGUCCGGAAACUUUGAAGGAGGCUCUCCAGAAGAUUGGCUACUUGGGAGACACACCCUGCUCGUACGAGGCAAUGCCCAUGGCCGCUCAUUUUGAGCUGCAUAUCGAACAAGGGCCUCAUUUGGUAUCUUCCGGGCAACAGAUUGGGGUUGUCACUGGCGCUCAAGCAUAUCGCUGGUACAAUAUCAAAGUUGUCGGAUCAGAUUGUCAUUCUGGAACCACGGCUUUCAAACAUCGGGCCGACGCCAUGUAUGCUGCUGCCCGGAUGAUGGUAAAAGCCCGAGAGGUUAGCUCCACCCACGGUUGUUUGGCCAGUAUCGGUAUCGUCCAGGCACUCCCUGGAAGCGUCAACACAGUCCCUGGGUUGGUAACUUUCAGCCUUGAUGUUCGAGGACCGAAGAUGGAUAUGGUGGCACAGGUGGAGACGGAGCUGAGAAAGGAGUUUGAAGUGAUUGCGAGGAAUGACCAGGAGAGUAAACCGUGUUCGGUCGAGUGGAGGGUGGAUUUUAAUUCACCUUCCGUUGAAUUUCAUCAAGACUGCAUCGACUGUGUCCAGGAAUCUGCCGAAGCAGUCGUCCCGGAUCCGAAAUCACAGAUUCGGCAUAUGAUCAGUGGGGCCGGCCACGAUAGUGUCAGCACGUCGAAACGGGUCCCAACAAGCAUGAUCUUCGUUCCUUGUAAAGACGGGGUUAGCCACCACCCUCAAGAAUACUGCGCACCGCAGGACUGUGCCGCCGGGGCAUCGGUGAUGCUUCAAGCAGCAAUUCGAUACGAUCGGAAGAGAUUUGCAUAG